Daldinia decipiens is the source of this 2611-nucleotide messenger RNA. RefSeq lists its product as uncharacterized. The coding region runs from base 657 to 1931 and encodes 424 amino acids. The transcript is spliced from 3 exons. The record is from RefSeq and is a predicted model, not a curated record. NCBI's taxonomy places the organism in Eukaryota, Fungi, Ascomycota, Sordariomycetes, Xylariales, Hypoxylaceae.
CAUGUAGCCACCUGUGCAAAAACCUCACCUCAUCCUCGCACCGAGUUUUUGACAAAUGCUUACAUAUUUUCUUCUUCUUUCUGCCAAACUUCAAACUGAGCGAAGAAAGAAAAAGAAAUAGAAAAUUCAGCAGAAAAAUCAACGACUCUUUUAGCCGGCGACUCCAUUCGCAUCCAUCAACCAUCGACGAAUCGAAUAGCAUGUUCGAGCAGCGAGGGGUGGGAAUAACUUAGUUGAAGAAAGAAGCAUUGAGAUUUGCCUUCUACUAAUUUACCGAGAUAGCUGAGGUACCAGGUAAUUUGCUGUUAUUGUAAUCACCUGGCAGCCUGGCUAUUGCGCAUCCCGGGAAGCGGCUACCACCAGGUCCGUGAAUACCUAGAAUACCCGUAUCAGCCGUACCUACUCUGGCGCAGGCCUCAAGUGCGACAGGGAAGAACGACGCUUUUAUCGCCGAUAACAAAUUGCCACCAGCUGUACCCAGAGGACAAUCACGCGAAAAAAAGCACUUAAGCUCAAGUUUGCUACUAUUGUUGCUGCGCUCCUCAAUCCUCAGAGGUGGAAAUCAACCGUCCAACCUUUUUUUAGUCACUUUGCAUUUUCCAUUCUACAUUCCUCAGCCGAAAAAAAGAAAGAGAGAAAAAAAAAAAAAGGAAAUAAUGGCAUACAGAGUAUCACAACCCGAUUUAGAUCCCGCGCAAACCGCAUUUGCCAGCGCUGUCGACUUCUCCGACUACAGCAUCUUUAAUCGCCCAGUUUCCUUCGGACGACCAUCCACUCCAGCGAAUUCAACCCCCUUCAACCCGAAUCAGCAGGACUACUCGGGUUACCAGUUGCCCUCUCUACCCUCACUACUGAACGAGCGUCAAUUCUCCGGCGUUUUCGAUUCCUUCCAACAAGUCGAUUCUUACGUAGCCCGUUAUCCACUUCACGAUCACAACACGUCGUCGCCCACCAACCAUUACAGUCACGGUCAAGGAAGACCUAGUUGGGCGUCUACUAGGCCAGAAUUUGCAUUUCCCGGGUUCGAUUCGAGUCUACGGCGGUUGCCUCGUUCAGCGUUUAAUUGCUACCCCGAAACCCACCCCGGCGUUGCCCCACCACGAGCCCAGGGACAGAGGCCGCCAUCCUCUAACACUCACGACGUUCACACACAACUUCCUCGCCCGAACGGUGACGACUACUACCUUGCUGCCUUAGCUGACGGCGACUUUUCAUCGCCGUCGCUUCCUCCUAUCAACAGCAGCCCUCUCCCGACUACUCGACCACAUUUUCUCCACCUACCUAAACCUCUUGAGGUCGGAGAAGCGAUGCCAACAGCUGGUCCUCGUUGCCCAAGAAGUAACAAAGGACACCUUGUCGACCUGACUAAGGAGGAGCCGGAUUUCGAUUCCAUCUCGGGAGUCGAUCCUGCAACACCUGCCAUGCCUCCCAGAAAGCGAGCCGCCGCCGGCGCAAAUAGUGAUUCAGCUUCCAAGAGACGGCGAACAUCUCAAUCUUCUCUCCAGAACUCCGGCCGAUCAACAAGAUUAAAAUGGAAGCCAAAUGACCAAAAUCCGUUUGUCGAUGAUGGCUACAGUGGGCCCGCCAACGACGACAGCCAUGAAACUAUUGAUCUAUCUAAUGCCGCUGAAGUUCCACCGGAGUUUAUGGCUCCUAAGGCUGACAACCGCGUCAAGAUUGGCAAAUUUCAGUGUGUCAUUUGCAUGGAUGACACCUCUUACUUGACUGUCACACACUGCGGUCACCUAUUCUGCUCCGAAUGUCUGCAUUCGGCACUUCACAUCGAUAAUAUGAAGAAGACCUGCCCCGUCUGCCGAACGAAAGUCGACCCGAAGGAAAAGAAGGGCAAAAACCAAAAAUCCUACUACCAUCUCGAACUAAAGAUCAUGACCGCCAACAAGAAGGGAAAGCGGCCAGCGGUUUCUUCAUGACGUAGUUGAGCACAUGACAGGAGGAUGUUACUUCACCGUCCGACUGACGUGGUGCAGACGCAGUUCCGACAAGAAGUGGGACGAAUCAGAGCUAGGCAGGGUAGUCUUCUAUGGAACGGCAGCACAUCGUGAGAUCUCAGCCUCGCCCACGAUUUUAAUAGAGGUGUUCUAGUAUAUUAUUGAGCAGGUUUCUAAGAUGAGGGGCGUUUUUAUUUUUUUUUGGUUUUUUUUUGCCGGCCCAAGCGGGAACGGACAUGGGCCCAUACGGACAGGUACGCGGCGGGUACAAGGCGUGAAUUUCUGCAUGGAAGGGGAGUUGGGAUUCAUACAUCCACGGCAUGAUACCCCAUCAUUUUCUCGUCUCAAACCGGGCUGGGGUGUGGCUUGUCUUCUUUUGCAUCUGGCUGGGAUCCUGGCGACAGGAAUAGCAAUAAUGUUACGAUAGAGGGCAAGCAAGCAUACCACAUAGGAUCGACAAGAGACCGAUGUUUUUUUUCUCUCUCUAGCAUGACCUGGCUCUAAUUACUACGAAUGGAUUAUUAUCAUUGUUAUUAAGCUAUACUUACAUGCAAGUAGUAGCAUCUCGUAAUUAGAAGGGUGGUAUAAUAGAAAGGACAUAUUUUCAGUUCACGCUUGAAUUAUGAUAAUAUUGCUCGAUAACCCUGCAAACGUUUCCAAUA